AUGAAAUUAAAAUUUAUUUUUUUAAUUUUAUUUUUUAUAAUUGGUAAUUCAAUUGGAAUUAAAAUUUCAAAAGAAAUAAAUAAAAUUAAAUUAAAUGAUAUUUCAAUAGAUGGUGAAAUUUUAUUAAAUAAAUCGAGUGAUUCAAGUAGUAGCCAAUCAUCAAAAAUCAUAAACAUUUGGCCAAUGCCAAAGAAAGUUUUAAAUGGAGAUAUUACAGUUUACAUUUCACCACAUUUUCAAUUUACAACCAAUUUAACAAAAUCAACAACUUUAAAAAAAGCAAUGGACCGUUAUUAUAAAUUAAUUUUUACUGAAGAUUCAAAAUCACAUUCAGGUAUUUCAAUUUUAAAUGAAAUUAAAAUUUUAGUAAAAUCAGAAGAUGAAACAUUACAAAUUGGAUUUGAUGAAAGUUAUGAAAUUUAUAUUGAUGAUAGUGGCGAUGAUGGUGGUAAAAUUAUAGCUGAAACAGUGUAUGGUGCCAUUAGGGGAUUGGAGACGUUAUAUCAAAUGAUUGGAUUUGAUUAUCAACGUGAAUAUUAUCAAAUUAAACAUUGUCCAUGGAUUAUUCAAGACUCACCAAGAUACCCACAUCGUGGGGUGAUGUUGGAUACUAGUAGACAUUUUUAUUCGGUAGAUGUUUUAAAGGAGUUUAUUGAAGCACUUGCCUAUAACAAAUUCAAUGUUUUUCAUUGGCAUGCUGUUGAUUCUCAGUCAUUCCCAUUGACAAGUACAACAUUUCCAAAGAUUACCAAAGGUUCAUGGUCAAGCCAAGAGAUCUAUUCAACUAGAGAUAUCAAAGAGAUCAUUCAACAUGCUAAAGAAUAUGGUAUUCGUGUGGAGUUAGAGAUUGAUAUGCCUGGACAUGCCUAUAGUUGGGGCAUUGGCUAUCCAAGUGUUUUGCCAGCAAAUUUCAGUCACUCAAUUCAGUGUCAACAACCAUGUCCUACCGAAUGUAAUAUACCAUUGGAUGUUUCCUCCAAAGAAUCCUAUGUGAUUGCCAUGGGUUUAUUAGAAGAGUUCAAUGGCGCUUCAAUGUUUAAUGAAUCAUUUUUCCAUAUUGGUGGUGAUGAAGUUGCUUAUUCAUGUUGGAAUAAUUCUUUAAGAAUAGUCGAUUGGAUGAAGCGAGAGAAUAUAUCAAGUUUUCAAGAUGCUGCCAUUUUCUUUGAAAUUAAAGCAAUUGAACAAUUGAUUCAGUUGGGUAAAACCCCAGUAAUGUGGGAAGAUGCUUAUUUAUUAUUUGGUUCAAGUGGUAUCACUGAAAAGUUGCCUGAAGAGGUUGUAGUUCAAAUAUACCAUGAUCCACUAUUGGCUUUAAAUACAACUAGAGAUGGUUAUAAAACUUUACAAUCACCUUAUUGGCCAUACUAUUUAGAUAAUCCAUCAGUUGAUUGGGAAAAAGUUUAUGAAUUCGAACCUUCAAAUGGUAUACACGAAAAAAGACUUCGUCUACUAUUGGGUGGUGAAACUUGUAUGUGGUCUGAAUUGGUUGAUGCAAGUAAUUUAUUUGCAAAAGUUUUCCCACGUGCUUUUGCAACAGCUGAAAGACUUUGGUUUUCUAUAGAAAAUUCAAAUUCAACAACUUUUGCAAAACCCCGUUUAGAAAGAUUCCGUUGUUUUUUAUUAGAAAGAGGCAUUGGUGCUGCACCUUUAAAUUCAACUUCCCCUGAUGAUCCAAACUCAUGUUAUUCAUCCUAA
This is a messenger RNA of Dictyostelium discoideum AX4, 1695 nucleotides long. RefSeq lists its product as hypothetical. The record is from RefSeq and is a predicted model, not a curated record. The coding region runs from base 1 to 1695 and encodes 564 amino acids. NCBI's taxonomy places the organism in Eukaryota, Evosea, Eumycetozoa, Dictyosteliales, Dictyosteliaceae. The transcript has 2 exons.